AUGGUACUUUCUACCAAAAACAACUUAUUAACUUUUGAACUUCUCUUCCUGCUCUUCACCACCUCUUGCAGUUCCCAUGAGAACGGCUUCAUGGAAGACCUAGAUAAAACCUGGGUGAGAUACCAGGAGUGUGACUCAAGGAGCAAUGCCCCAGCCACACUCACCUUUGAGAAUAUGGCAGGUGUCUUCAUGCUAGUUGCUGGAGGCAUUGCAGCAGGAAUCUUCCUCAUCUUCAUUGAGAUUGCAUAUAAGCGCCAUAAAGACGCCCGCAGGAAGCAGAUGCAGCUAGCCUUUGCGGCCGUCAACGUUUGGAGGAAGAACCUACAGCCCUCUUCCUCUGUAGAGACUCAGGAUGAUAGGAAAAGUGGUAGAGCAGACAGCGACCCAAAAAAGAAACCCUCUUUUAGGUCCAUCAGUACCACCCUGGCCUCCAGCAUCAAGAGACGUAGGUCCUCCAAAGACACGCAAUUCCCACCCACAGACAUUACGGGCCAACUCAACUUGUCCGACCCGUCUGUCAGCACGGUGGUGUGAGGCAGAGAAAGAGGGAGAGUUUAACAUAAAGACAUGCUCAUUCUUUAGAGACAAACAAGAUGGAACUAGAGAGGAGCAUUGUAGAACCACUCAUCUGGGUUUCGAACGAUGGAUCCAUCAUGGACGAGAACUACUGAGCCACUUCACCUUUAUGAAGAGCCAGUGGAACCUGUUGGGACUUGAUGGUGGACUGCAGGGAAUGGCAUGCACUGGAGCACUGCGAACACACAGACCAUAUAAACACAUAAACACAUACAACUUUAUAGCUCGAUGCUAAAAUUAAUAUACACUAUCAUUCCAUCCACCAGAACAACUUCUGAAUUAUUUCUUUAUGAUUAUGUAGAAAUAUUUCUUAUUAGUAUUAGCCUAGUACUUAUUCUUACGUUGAUUAAGUGGUUUAAGUAUUGUACAGUAUAAUUUAGAACAAAGAACAAAACUUUUACAUGUCUCAAGGCCAAUUCUAAGGUCAGUAUUAAGAUAAUUAACUAGUUGUAUAAGAUUAAUUAUAGUCAUCAUUUAUAUAUAUUUAUCUUCUAUACAUUUUGUAUUGUUUUACUUGCUUUCUGUUCAUUGUUUUUCAUUCUUUGUCUAUAAAGUCUAUAAAGCGAAAACUCAGCCAGUCAAGCACAUUAUCUGCGCUAUUUCAAAUAUCAUUAUCUUUCAUAUUCUAAAAUCUCUUUGCAUGUAAUUUGCAUGCAAAUUUGUCCCUGAAAGUUUAUGGACAAGAAAAAGUAUACAGUUAAAAUGUUUGAUUUAAGAUGUGGCUUACUGCACAUCAGUUAAUUGCAAACUCUCCUUCAAACUCAACAGUUCUUCCUCUUUAAAGUUCUUAUGCAGUCGUUCUCAACUUCAGUCUGAAGGGUGCAUCAAGGGGCCGAGUUUUUUCAUCCAACUAGCACUUGGUGUCUCAUGCAAAAUCCUCUCUGUGUGUCGUCCCCACAGACGACCUCAGAGACCUUUUACGUGAGAAAACCCCAAGUGUGCCCAUUUAUUUUUGACAUUGGUGCUGUAGUUUCGUAUACACCUAUUAGUUAGAUGGAAAAAACUGGCCCGUUCCCAAGUUCUGGGGUUGAGAAUCAUCAAUAAAAGCUGUACAAAUAAGGACUGCUUACUGUAAAUGUUCACUUAAUGCUAUUUUUAUGACCCAUGGAAAAUCCCCUAUAAGAGUGAUCACCUAUAGCACUUUAAUGUGAAUCUGUCGGAAGCUAUAUGCAUAUGGAGAUUAUGCAAUUUGCCAAAUGUUGAUUGUAAUACUGAUACUUGAUAUGAAAAUGCACAUUUGAGAAUGCGAAAUAUAUUAUAUGUAAAUGUCAGCCGUUUGUUUUUUAACAAAACACUCCUUUUGUAGUUUUCGUAUUUCAAAAGAUUUAGACAUAUUUGUUUCUGAUAUAUAUUAGAGUUAAACUGUGUCAAAUUAGUGCAUACCACAUAUAUCUUCAGUUUACUACUAUUAAGUUACACUACUUUAGGUUUUAGUCUUUUCAAACUGACAGGUGUACAGUAUGUUUUUUCUCAUUGCUUGAGUCAAUGAAUGUGGUUUGUACUUAAGAAGAACUAUGUAUUAUACCUGAUUUCAGGGCAUGUAAACACUGAAUUCAGUUUAUGUUGCCUGGACUGCUAGAUUGCAGAUGACUUUAAGAUGUUGAAAAAAAAGGAGUGUUUUUAUGAGAAACUGUCACACUGUUAAUAUCACACAAACACAAUCGCAUAAAUUACAUCACAUACAGUAACACACAUAUCCUGAGCAUAUCCUAAGUGUUACAUCAUGUUUCAGUUAAUUUUAGAUAUUUCUCCAAAUGAACAAAUGUUUGCAUUUUGAGAAAAAUAUAUAGAAAUAACAUUUCUGUUUGCCAAUAAAUUUGUGCCAUGUCAGUUGCAUACAACAA
This is a messenger RNA of Carassius auratus (goldfish), 2420 nucleotides long. RefSeq names its product glutamate receptor ionotropic, NMDA 1-like. The record is from RefSeq and is a predicted model, not a curated record. The transcript is spliced from 5 exons. Lineage: Eukaryota; Metazoa; Chordata; Actinopteri; Cypriniformes; Cyprinidae. The coding region runs from base 1 to 534 and encodes 177 amino acids.